This is a messenger RNA of Arvicola amphibius (Eurasian water vole), 324 nucleotides long. RefSeq names its product dermokine-like. The record is from RefSeq and is a predicted model, not a curated record. Bases 1 to 324 code for a protein of 107 amino acids. The transcript is spliced from 6 exons. Gene Ontology annotation, biological process: cornified envelope assembly. NCBI's taxonomy places the organism in Eukaryota, Metazoa, Chordata, Mammalia, Rodentia, Cricetidae.
AUGAAGUCAGCCACCUUCUCCGUUCUGCUGCUUAUCCUGCUGGGCGUGGCCUGGUGCGGAGACAGCCACAGCUGGGGUUCAGAUCUGCCAUCAUUGCAGAAGAGGGCAGGUGGCGCCGAGCAGGUGAGUCUCUCUCCUGAAGCAGCAAGACAAGAGCUGUCAGCUGUCACAUCCAAGAACUACUACAAUAGCCCGCAGGGGAAUCCUACUUACAACUGGCAAUACUAUACCAAGGCCACUACUGCCAAGGGAGCAGUCACACCUUCAUCGUCCUCGGCUUCCCGGGCACAGCCUGGCCUGCUGAAGUGGCUGAAGUUUUGGUAG